Molecule: messenger RNA, 794 nt
Organism: Rubroshorea leprosula
Lineage: Eukaryota; Viridiplantae; Streptophyta; Magnoliopsida; Malvales; Dipterocarpaceae
Source: the annotation of a GenBank genome assembly
UUCAGCAGCACGUUCUAGCUUCUAAACAUGUCUACAACUUCUUCUACAUCCCCUCAACUUUUCCAAGAUUUUCUUGGAACCCUUCACUACUCUAGAAAAUUUAUACUACACAGUCCUCUGCCUCUUACCUCACCGCCGGUGGCCGCGCCUCAUCCUUCCAUGGAGGAUAUCACCGCCUUUGACAACAGUGCCUUCGUGGUCAUCUCGGUCAUCUUGUGUGGCGUAAUUUGCUCAUUUGGGUUAAGCUUCGUACUCAAGUGUGCAUUGAGGUGCACAAAUUCAUUGGCCUCUGCCUCAGGAGUCAACCUUGCAACUUCCCCAGCGAACAGGGGAAUCAAGGAAAAGGCUUUAAAGACUUUUCCGGUGGUAAAUUACUCAGCGGAGAUGAAAGAGAAACUGCCAGGCUUGGACACGGAAUGUGUUAUAUGCUUGUCGGAGUUUGAGUCCGGUGGGAGCCUGCGGCUCCUGCCCAAGUGCAACCAUGGUUUCCAUGUUGGGUGUAUUGAUAAGUGGCUUAAAUCACAUUCGUCCUGUCCAAAAUGCCGGCAAUGUUUGAUUGAGACGUGUCAGAAGAUUGUCGGGUCCGACCAAGCCAGCUCAUCGGAGGCAGCUCCAGCGGUGCCGGAAAGCAGUGUUUUGAUUGUGCCAUCGGAGCCAGAAGGCAGGAUGUGUAACUUUUGGGGCAUUAAUUAAGUAUGUGUUUAUUUUUUUUGGCCUUGUAAAUAUGUGUCUAUUGUUUGGCAAAACCAGGUCAAGCAAUUUUUUGGAGUUGGAAAUUAAGUCAGUGAAUUAAA